UGAUCAAUAAGCCAUUUUCUAAAUUUCGAUCUAAAUAUUUCGACACGUAUAUAUCGGGCUCGUUAAUUAAGAGUUCGUAGAAUCGCGUCCCAUUUGAAACUCUCCCUAACGUUAUGAAAUACUUAAAUAUGUAUAUACAUGUAUGCAUAUAGACAAUUAGUGAAGAUACUCGUUACUCGUCCUCGUCACUUCGCAGCCAGCAACCAGCUGGGGCACAUCGUGAGAGUGACAGCUUUGUCCAAAGUUCAUUCAACAUGAAUUUUUUACACUCGAAAACGUUAAAAAAGUAGUUUCCAGUAUUUAAUUGACAAAAAAACAUUGACAAAGGAAGGGAAACAGAGUCUUAGGACAUUUAUAAAUUUCAAUAACAUUUUAUAUCGACUUUAUAUCGAUUUCGUAAAAAAACAUAAGAAAAUAUAUUUGUUGCAUUCGCGACACAAAAUCCUACUUGCAUUACUGUUCUUGAAAAUAAGUGACUCACACGCAGGGGGCGGUUUCGUGCGAUACCUAUUAUAAACAAAAAGAACUUUGAUCCAGUUGUCAAUGAAAAUGUUGAAGGAUUAACUUUUUCAUGUUCUCAUAUACCGUUCUGAUGAUCUCUUAUCGUAAAACAUUGUUGAGAACAAAGGUCGUGAUCUACGGGUGCUUCUUAUCACGUUGAAAAAGCUAAUAAAAAAAAGUAAAUAGGCCAAUAGACGAAACCGACGGCACCGACGAGUUGAACGGAGUAGAGGUUCGGGAAUUGUGAAAAUCUUAAGAACAUCAUGCUGGAAAACGUUAAUAAGGAAUUAGUGCCGAUCAAGGCGCACUAUUUUCUUUUCAAUGCAGCAACUGGACCAAUUGUACCUUUUUUACCCACCAUAGCGAAACAACUAGGAUUCUCUGGUUUUCUAGUUGGAGGAAUUUAUACAAUUUUGCCAAUUUCUGGCCUCAUAGCCAAACCGCUGUUCGGCGGUCUGGCUGACAAAUACAGACUGCACAAAAUGUUUUUUCUCAUAUUCCAAGCAAUACUCGCUGUAGGAUUUUUUCUCAUUUACUUCAUUCCAAAAAUACACGUUGCUGCACCGGUGCACUUGGCUUGCCACGAUGCCACAUUUAUGGAAGUCUGUUCACCAAAUGGAUUUUCUGAGAAACUCCUACGAGCUGUUGUCACUCCCAAUGCAACAAAUUCCAAGUGCCACUUGAGCUGUAACGCAACAUCAUCAAUUUACAAAGAACUGUGUUCCGGUUGGCAAGCGAUACAGUACUGUGGCUUAGUCAACACAAAUGUUUCACCAGACACAAGAUUUGACUUUGAUACAGAGUUCAGUAUGGACCAAGAUUUAACAGUAGGAAAGUGCGUUGAUAUUCGUCUGAGGAAUGUGACAUUUGCCGAUGGGAUACCACACAUACCUGUGUGCGAUACCACAAUACGUGCAUCGUGCAUAGCAGAGUGCUUUGAAGUAUCAGCACUGAAAAAAAUGUUGCAAGAAGUUAACGGAGACUCGUCGAUGACUUCGGCCUAUCAGUUCCACUUGUUUUUGUGGGCUGCCAUUGUGUCCUGGGUUGGGAUGGCCAUUGUUGUUAGCAUUGCUGAUGCUAUUUGCUUUGAUCUUCUUGGUGAUGAACGUCGUAAAGAGUAUGGAAAGCAAAAAAUGUGGGGUAGCAUAGGAUUUGGUAUAUUCGGAAUAAGCGCCGGUUAUCUCGUCGACGUUCUCAGCCAUGGAUCCAUCGAGAAAGAUUAUACCUCCAUUUUUUAUAUUAUGCUGAUUGCCAUGAUAUUUGAUAUGAUCGUAUCUGCGACGUUGAAGAAGGUUGGAACGAACGAGUGUUGGCAAAACGAAUUAUCGGUAUUUUGGGAAUUGGGUUCAGUGGCGAGAGAAGGCAGAGUUUUGGUCUUUGUUUUUUGGUGCAUCGGUGCUGGAAUGUGCACCGGUGUAGUAUGGAAUUUCUUAUUCUGGUACACGGAAGAUUUGGCAACAGGAGGGGAAGCUACUUGGCUCAAAACCCUCCAAGGACUAAUGACCGGUGUGCAAUGUUUUCUGGGAGAAUUACCCUUCAACUUUAUCUCCGGAAGGGUUUUGAAAAAACUUGGACACAUAAACGUGAUGAGUCUCGUUUUGCUGAUCUAUGCGGUGAGAUUCAUGGCUUAUAGUCUCGUGACAAGGGCGUGGGUCAUUCUCAUUGUAGAGCUACUCCAUGGCCCUACGCUUGGACUUUGUUGGCCUACCAUGGUCUCGUACGGCGAUAAAGUCGCGCCUUCCGGCACAAGAGCGACGAUCCAGGGCUUCGUUGGCGGUAUUUUUGAAGGCAUUGGUGUCGCUUGUGGAAGUUUAUUGUGCGGUAAAUUGAUGGAUAGUUACGGCGGAGUAAUAACAUUUCGGAUUUUCUCUGCUGGUGCUCUCGUAUGGUUGAGCAUUUAUUGGAUUUUACAAUUAUUGCUUCGGAAAGCAAAAGCAUAUCCGAUUCAUCAAGGUCACAAUCAUUUAGCGAGUUACGCAACACCGAGCGAUGCGAUUCUCAUGACGAUGAGCCAGGAGCUUCAAACUUAUUGAAAUAGAUUGAACCUGGAGGUCAACGCGACACUUAAUUCUUCGAUGUUUAUAUAUUCUCGCUCUCUCUUUUUUUUGUUGUUGUUUUAAUCAAUCACACAAUUGUGACUCCGAUCAUGGCGAUGGAUGUUGGAAUCUCCCGUUCGAAAUGGAAUAUUUUGUUCUUUUUUUUCGCUGGGAUUGUUUUUUUCGUACUUAAACUUUCGGGUUUUAUAAUUUAAUGAUCGUUUUUCCGGUGAAUUGCGGUGAUAUGCUAGAUUUUUAAACAAAUUGUAAGAAAAAUAACUGAUUUUAUAUUUCUGAGAGAAUUUCUAAUUAAUUUUAAAAUUGGGACAAGUUAGUCAAAAAUUCGUGGAGGGUUCCAAUUUCUCAGUGAAUUUUGGUGUAUUCUUUACAAUCAAAGCGAAUGAAACAUCGAAUUAGGUUUUUAAUUUUGAAAAGGUUGAUGCAUCUAUUGCAGCCCAAUCCUUUCAAUCGAGUCGACUCGAUUCCCCCCUACACAUAGAAUCAAUUAACGAAACGAAAUGCUCGUGGAAUCGAUCGAACGCACGACUCAUGACUAAAGGCAUUCCUAUUUCUCAUUUUCCUUCCUUUUUUUUAUCCACUGUGUGCGAAACAUAAAAAUUUCCUGAGUGUGUGUGAUACGUCGAAUAGUAAACUUAGAUGCUCAGUAUUAAACGGCGAUUAUAAAUUGUAAUGAAACUGUACACGUUAAUUGUAACCUUAAUUGUUGUUAUACGCAACAAAUAAAUUCGAUUUUGUACACUUCGA
Molecule: messenger RNA, 3302 nt
Organism: Venturia canescens
Lineage: Eukaryota; Metazoa; Arthropoda; Insecta; Hymenoptera; Ichneumonidae
Gene: Sugb
Product: Sugar baby
Exons: 7
Coding region: 765-2534 (589 amino acids)
Cellular component (GO): membrane
Source: RefSeq, a predicted model, not a curated record